Messenger RNA from Moneuplotes crassus, 813 nucleotides. NCBI's taxonomy places the organism in Eukaryota, Ciliophora, Spirotrichea, Euplotida, Euplotidae. The record is from the annotation of a GenBank genome assembly.
CUAAUAUGGAAGACUCAGAAACUAAGGCUUUUGUAUCUGAAAAUGAAUAUAAGGUAGCUCCUGAAUCGUUACUUUCUGGGGAUAGUUUGAUUGAUUUUCGGAGAUAUUUGAAAAUCAAAACUGCUCUGAUCACUUGGAAUUUAGCUGCUGCUUCAGCUUCAUUCUUCGUGUUUUUUGUAUGAGUAUGGAGAAUUAUGACUGGAAAUAGACGUCCUUGGCUUUUCCAAUAUGCUUUCCCUGAAGGAGAAAUCAGUCAUGCAGUCUAUACAAUUGAAGCCUCUUAUUUCCCAAAAUCAUUGGGAUAUGUAGACCUGUUAUUUGUUUUGACGCCUAUUUACGCAACAAUGCUAUACAUGUGUAAUGCAUUUACUAUUGUAGUUUCUAUUUCUUUGAAGAACUAUCACUACUUGAGGACUUCAAAGAGUAUAUCUGCAGUGAUGUCAGUUCCUUGCAUGGUGUUGAUUAUUGCCUUCUGAAAUUCACUCUUGACAUUGGCUGAAGAUUACUUAGCUAAAUGUUAUCAGGAAUAUAAAAUCUCUCAGGAACAAAUGCAUCAAGGAUCAUCCAUUGCUUCAGUCAUCAUUGUUUCGGUCACUAUUGCUGCCAUUCUAGGAGUAUUGCUGAAUACCUUUAUCAACUAUUUUGCUUCCAAAGGGCUGGAGGCAAAGAUGAAAUACUACUGUGAGAAGAAUCUUGAGCACGAAGCCUUUAUUUCUUUACCUUUGUUCAACCAAGCUGAUAACCUAACCUCUUGCUCAGAAAAUAGCAUUGAGAUAGUGAAUGACUCUUGAAUCGACACUAAAGUAUAACUAG